This is a messenger RNA of Pseudozyma flocculosa PF-1, 1026 nucleotides long. RefSeq lists its product as uncharacterized. Gene Ontology annotation, molecular function: protein serine/threonine phosphatase activity. The transcript is spliced from 9 exons. Gene Ontology annotation, biological process: G1/S transition of mitotic cell cycle; peptidyl-serine dephosphorylation. Gene Ontology annotation, cellular component: cytoplasm. The record is from RefSeq and is a predicted model, not a curated record. NCBI's taxonomy places the organism in Eukaryota, Fungi, Basidiomycota, Ustilaginomycetes, Ustilaginales, Ustilaginaceae. Bases 1 to 1026 code for a protein of 341 amino acids.
AUGGCCAUCGGCAACCCAGAAAGCUGGAUUGCCCAGCUUCGGCAGUGCAAGUACCUGCCCGAACCCGACAUCAAGGCGCUCUGCGAGAUGGUGCGGGCCAUCCUCAUGGAGGAGAGCAAUAUCCAGCCCGUCUCGAGCCCCGUCACAGUGUGCGGCGACAUUCAUGGCCAGUUCUGGGACCUCCUCGAGCUCUUCCGGGUCGGCGGGGAGCCGCCAGACACGUCUUAUGUCUUCAUGGGCGAUUUUGUUGAUCGAGGAUAUUUCAGCUUGGAGACUUUCUCGCUGCUGAUGGCCCUCAAGGCAAGAUGGCCGGACCGCAUCACCCUGCUCAGAGGCAACCACGAGAGUCGGCAGAUCACGCAGGUCUAUGGUUUCUAUGACGAGUGUCAGAGAAAGUACGGCAAUGCCAACGUCUGGAAGAGCUGCUGCCAGGUUUUCGACUACCUCAACCUUGCUGCUAUCAUCGACGGGAGGGUGCUCUGCGUGCACGGCGGCCUUAGUCCGGAUGUCCGAACUCUGGACCAGAUCAGGAUCAUCGCAAGGGCGCAGGAGGUGCCACAUGAGGGAGCGUUUUGCGAUCUGAUGUGGUCAGAUCCAGACGACAUCGACACCUGGAGCGUGAGCCCCAGAGGCGCCGGUUGGCUCUUUGGUGGCACAGUGACAAAAGAAUUUAACCACGUCAAUGGCCUCGAGCUCAUCGCGCGGGCGCACCAGUUGGUGCAAGAGGGAUACAAACUGAUGCACGACAACAACAUCGUGACCGUAUGGUCCGCACCCAACUAUUGCUACCGCUGCGGCAACGUGGCGUCAGUAUUCCAGGUGGACGAUCUGCUGGCAAUCGAUUCGGGCGACAAGUUGUCGGAUGCAGCGGCAGCGGGCGCCUCUGGCGACCAUCAAGGGAUUCAGGCAGCAGACGAGGAGGCGGGCGGGCGAUUCACGCAGAGCAACUUCAAAAUCUUUGAGGCAGUGCCCGAUCAAGAACGGACGAUACCUUCUGGAAGCGUCAACUCGCAGUACUUCCUAUAG